AUGCCACCGGUGCCAAUUAUAUCGCGGUGGUCCAAAAGCCCCGCGCUCAAAGAGCCCGGCUCAAAACGGUUGCAGAGGGGCGCCUCAGAGGUCUUCCCCCCGCGCAACCGUACUUCCGCAACCACUUCCCCCAGAGGUAUUGGUCCCCGCGCCAGCACCAAAGCAAUGCCCGCGCCCGCGGAGCAGGGCGGCAUAGACAGCGACAUUUCCCUUGUCUGCGAACUCGCAGAGAAGAUUGAUCUCGCUGAGAUUAGCACUUUCGCGUACAAAAUUAGGUCCGUGAGAAAUAUCCAGGAACGUAUAAGGGCUUUGGCCGACCACACAGCAGUGGUCGAAGCUCUAAAAAGCGUGCGA
Messenger RNA from Iphiclides podalirius (scarce swallowtail), 354 nucleotides. The record is from the annotation of a GenBank genome assembly. NCBI's taxonomy places the organism in Eukaryota, Metazoa, Arthropoda, Insecta, Lepidoptera, Papilionidae.